This is a messenger RNA of Onthophagus taurus, 1724 nucleotides long. RefSeq names its product yellow-e (gene yellow-e). Gene Ontology annotation, cellular component: extracellular region. The record is from RefSeq and is a predicted model, not a curated record. Lineage: Eukaryota; Metazoa; Arthropoda; Insecta; Coleoptera; Scarabaeidae.
CUUGUAUAUCUCCUGAAAUACACACAAUUUUAUCAGGUUGCCGCACAAAACCAAGCGGUACUCCACACACGUUGUGCAGACUACUUCUUUGGGUACCUUACAGUUGUAGUGAAUCAUUUCGAAUUAUUUAUUUUUCAUCAAUCAUCACUGAGGAUUUAGGAUUAAAAUAGUUAAACAAAACUGAAUCUUCUUAAAACUUUCCCAAAAUGUGGUUAAAACCCAUCGCAAUCAUCACUUUACUAACAUCAUUCGGUGCUUGCCAAGAUUUCGAAGUCAUCAACCAAUGGAAUCUGUUAGAUUACGAAUUUCCCAAUUACGAAUUUGCUUCAAAAUAUCGCCCAGAAAAUUCGGUUUUUACUGGAUUAGAAGUAACUGAAGAUAGGAUAUUUUUGGCAACCCCUCGAUUACGAGCGGGAGUUGCCGCAACUUUAGCAACGAUCCCACGACGCACCCCCCCGGGGUCAAGCCCCGUUUUAAAAGCUUAUCCAGAUUGGUCGUUUCACUCCGCAGGAAAUGAUAAUAAUAAUUGUUCGGGGUUAAUCUCGGUUUAUAGGAUACGAAGGGAUUCUUGCAAUCGACUUUGGGUGUUAGAUUCGGGGAUUAUGACUUCGAUCGAUGAUUUCACGCGAGUUUGUACCCCUAAGUUAUUAAUUUUUAAUUUACGAACGGACGUCGUUGAGCGUCAAGUUAUUUUUCCUCGGGAAGUUAUUAGACCAUCGUCUCUUUUUACUAAUUUAAUAAUCGAUGAAAGUGUUCAAGGAAGUUGCGAUAACGCCGUUGUUUAUAUCAGCGAUACAGCGGCCCCGGGGAUCAUCGUUUACGAUUCGUUGAAAGACCAAGCUUGGAGAUUUAUCCAUCCCACUAUGUUCCCCGAUCCCGAUCAUUCCGACAUCGAGAUUGAUAGCGAACGAUUUUCUUUGAUGGAUGGGAUCGUUGGAUUGGCGCAUUCCCCGAAUUUGAGGCUUAUGUAUUAUCAACCUUUGGCGACCGAUCGGGUUUUUACUAUUUCGACGGAUGUUUUGAGGAAGGGCCCUUUGGCUGAGGGGGAAGAGUUGCCCGUUCGAUUGGCUGGGAGGAAAUCGUCUCAAGGGUUAGGAUUAACGGUUGAUCCUAGGGAUGAUAGUUUAUUUUUUAGUCCUUUGACUGAAACUUCGGUUACUUCAUGGAAUCCGAUAACAAAUCAACAAAGAUUAUUGGCUUUCGAUCGAAAACGAUUACAAUUUCCCGCUGAAUUGAGAUGGAUGAAUCACGACCCGGAUAGCGUUUGGGCUUUAACCACGCGGUUUCAAAGAUUUUUCAAAAGAACUGUAAAAAACAACGAAGUUAAUUUGAGGAUCGUUCGAUUUCCGUUGAAUUCUGUGCCUACUUUCCCAGUAAGCAACAGCGUAUUCUUCAAAUAAUUUUAUGCCAUUUAAUUCACAAAGUUAAAAUCAAAAAUAAGAAUAUAUUUAUUUCAAUACAAAUUAAAUUUGAGCCAAGACUGGUCGCUAUUUAAACAUAAAACGCUGACAUAGUCUGAAAUGAUUUAUUAUUUUUUUAUUUUGUAAUCAGUACUAAUAAUUUACCGUCACGACAUUUAAGAAUUUGUUAUAUGUAGAUAAGUGGGUUACUUUGUAAAUUAAAUAAAAAAGCGGUUUCCUUCAAAAGGAAAAAUCGUUUGCGCACUAAGAACAUUACAUAACAUACUGUACAUACGAAAUACAAAUAAAAUUUCUUUGAAGGAA